Fomitiporia mediterranea MF3/22 is the source of this 889-nucleotide messenger RNA. RefSeq lists its product as uncharacterized. Lineage: Eukaryota; Fungi; Basidiomycota; Agaricomycetes; Hymenochaetales; Hymenochaetaceae. The coding region runs from base 25 to 753 and encodes 242 amino acids. The transcript has 2 exons. The record is from RefSeq and is a predicted model, not a curated record.
UGCUCUACUCACAACCAAGUCGUCAUGAACAGUUCUCUCGUCGUACGCAACAUCGCUCGUCGUUCGGGCACUGCAACUGCUAUCGCCGCAAGGCCACGGGCGCUCCGUGCUGCUCCCGUACGCAGAUAUGCAAGUGACCCCUCGAAGAACCCUGCGCCACCUCCAACCGGUCCCCCGCCACUCGCCGAGGCAGAAGGAAAAGGUUCCAGCACUCCGUUGAUACUUGGUGCACUCGUCGCUGCUGGUGGAUUCGGUUACUAUUAUUACACGACCAAGCAAGAGGAAGAAAGUAAGGAUGUAAACUUGAAAGCGCGGGAAUUAGAACAUGCGGCGCGCGUGCAAGCAAAGAAUAAACUCGAGGAGGGACGUGAGAGGGUUGAUCAGGCAAAGGCCGACGGUCGUGCAAAGGUUGACUCGGCACAAUCGAGCAUACAGUCAACAUAUGACAGCGCAGCGGAUAGGGCGAACACUACCGCCGCCGACGCACAGGCACGGCUCGCAUCCUAUAAAGACUCAGCUGCAUCAUCUCUUCAGCAGUCGAAGGAGGCGACGGAGAAGGGAGUACAAGAUGCAAGAGCGUACGCAGAUAAAAAAGCUAACGAGGCAAAGAGCUCGUGGUGGAGUUGGUUUGGUUGGGGUAAAUCAAAGGGUGAGGACGCGAAGUCUGCGGCUGCUUCUGAAGCUGCAAAGGCUGCGCGAGAGGUGAAGGAAGCCGCAUCUGAUGCAGAGAAGAAAGCACAGAAGAGGUCGUAGGCUCUGGAUUUAAAAGACAUGCUGCCAAAGAAUAUAAGAGACUUGCUGCACAUCUCAUGUACUGAUUGAUUCUAUCAUGCAUGUAAUUGUAGUGUAGUUUUCUUUUUUUCCCGAUUACCUGCCUUUGGAAAAAUAC